GCAGAGACCAGGAUCGUCGAGAAAGCAUGGACGCGAAGCGAGGGAUGCUGUACGGCCGCGCGGGUCUCGGCAGCCGCGGCAAGGACACGGGCGCUGUCAACGCGACGUGCCAGAAGUGCUUGAAGAAGGGCCACUGGACCUACGAGUGCCAAGGCCAGGCGGUCUACCUCCAGCGCCCGAGCCGCACGCAAGUGCUCGCGAACCCGCGCCUGCGCCGGCCGUUUAGCACCGACACAUUGCAGUCGCCGCACGAUGCCAAGGACAAGAAGCGCGAGGCGCCUGUCAAGGCCAAGAAGGCUAGACGCAAGGCCUCGGUCUCGUCCUCCUCGUCGUCCUCUUCCUCGUCGAGCGACUCGUCGUCAUCGUCGUCGAGCGAUUCCAGUGGCUCCGACUCCGACUCGUCGUCGUCCUCGGACAGCGAAGACGACCGGCCGGCCAAGAAGACGCGCAAGAGCAGCGAAUAAGAUAGUCAACACCAUGUAGUAAAUAUUUGCUCUGAUCUCGA
This is a messenger RNA of Saprolegnia diclina VS20, 505 nucleotides long. RefSeq lists its product as hypothetical. Lineage: Eukaryota; Oomycota; Saprolegniomycetes; Saprolegniales; Saprolegniaceae. The transcript has a single exon. The record is from RefSeq and is a predicted model, not a curated record. Gene Ontology annotation, molecular function: nucleic acid binding; zinc ion binding. Bases 27 to 464 code for a protein of 145 amino acids.